GGUUCCGCUUCCGCCGGGGCCGGCGCCGUUUCCGGCUGGCGCGGGGCCGGGGCGGCGGGGAUGGCGCGGAGCACGCUCUCGUCCCGCUUCCGCCGCCUCGACAUCGACCAGUACGACGAGAACCGCUUCGUGGAGGAGCCCGAGGAGGCGGCGGCGGCCGAGCCCGAUGCCAGCCCCGAGGUGGAAGCGCUGCUCAGGCAAGGCGAGGCGCUCCGGGCCUUCCACACCGCCAUCCGCAGCUCCCCGGGCAGCGGCAGGAACCAGGCGAUGAAGGAGCAGGCCCAGGGAACGAUGCUUAAAGUCCUCACAUCUUUUAAAAGCAGUGAAAUAGAACAAGCGGUGAAUUCCUUAGACAGAAACGGUAUUGAUUUGUUAAUGAAGUACAUUUAUAAAGGAUUUGAAAAGCCAACAGAAAACAGCAGUGCAAUAUUACUUCAGUGGCACGAAAAGGCACUGGCAGUAGGAGGCCUGGGCUCCAUUAUAAGAGUUCUCACAGCAAGAAAGACUGUGUAAAGACUUAACUUGGACAGAGGUGACGGUCAGGUUUGGACUCAGAAGAAGGAAUGAGCUGAAAGUACACUGGUCCAUCUUUAUUAGAGAUUGCAAUCUACUGAAAUCCUACAGUAACCUCCUCUUGGAAUGCUUUUAACCUUAAAGGUGGGGGAAGAGUAAAGGUAUUCCUGCAUAUUCCGACUAUCACGUAUAGGAGCCAAGACAUUCUCCUGCUCCCUUCUUUAACAGGCAGAGAGAAGGCACACUCCUGCCUCCUGUUACUGUAAGUGAACAGGUAUUUCAGAUGCUGCUUUAGCCAGGUGUGGUGUCCUGCUUAGUCCCCAGGUAGCUGUGUCCAGCUGAGAUCUGCAGCUGAGGGUGGGAGAAGGGCUGUUGGAACGGCUGUGAACGUGCGGGUGAAGGACUCUUGGACUCUGGGGUUGGGUUCAUGUAAAGUGAAGUGCCUGCUGCAUCAAUAAAGUUCUUGGAUCA
This is a messenger RNA of Pyrgilauda ruficollis (rufous-necked snowfinch), 984 nucleotides long. It is a transcript of the gene ARPC5L, whose product is annotated as actin related protein 2/3 complex subunit 5 like. Bases 61 to 513 code for a protein of 150 amino acids. NCBI's taxonomy places the organism in Eukaryota, Metazoa, Chordata, Aves, Passeriformes, Passeridae. Gene Ontology annotation, molecular function: actin filament binding. Gene Ontology annotation, cellular component: actin cytoskeleton; cytoplasm; Arp2/3 protein complex. Gene Ontology annotation, biological process: Arp2/3 complex-mediated actin nucleation; regulation of actin filament polymerization; cell migration. The record is from RefSeq and is a predicted model, not a curated record. The transcript is spliced from 4 exons.